AUGAGCCUUAAACACCCGCAGCCAGAACCAGACCCCAUACAAAACAACCCCAAAGACAAACAGCAGCAGCAGCAGCAGAUACUGCUGCAGCGAAGCAGCAACUGCUGUAAACGUACCGAUAGCACCAGCACCUAUCACAGCUUCUCUUCUUCUCCCCAUCUUAGGCAGCAGCAAGACAAACUGCAGCAGCAGCAGCAGCAGCAGCAGCAGCAGCAGCCGCUAAAACAGCAGCAACAGCAGCAAAUGACCUUAUAUAACUUUUUUUUGUUUGUUGAUGCGUACAACACAAAGAAGAAAGACGAAGACAGCAACAAGAAGAUUGCUGCUGCAGCAGCAGCAGCAACUGAAGCAGCUGCUGCAGCAGCAGCAACAGCAGCACAAGCGGUGACUGCAGCGAAGCCAAUAACCGCAGCAGCAGCAGCAACAGCAGCAGCAGCAGCAACUGCAGCAGCAACUGCAGCAGCAGCAGCAGCAGCAACUCCAGCAGCAGCAGCAAUGGAUGCUGCAGAGGGGGACCUGUUCGGGCCGGACGACGAGGCGCAGGAACAGCAGCAGCAGCAGCUGCUGCAGCAGGAGCUGCAGCAGGAGGAGCAGCAAGAACUACAGCAGCAGCAGCAGCAGCAGCAGCAGCAGCAGGAUUUGUAUGCAUCUGCUGAUGGUUCUCUGUUAGCGGGGGAGCAGCAGCUGCUGCAGGAGGACUAUGAGCAGCAGCAAGAGGAGGAGGAGCAGCAGCAGCAGCAGCAAGAGUAUGAGGACCCCGAGCAGCAGCAGCAGCAGCAGCAGCAGCAGCAGCAGCAGAGCAGCAGCAGCAUUGAUGCAGCUGAAUACCGCAGCAAGAAGAAAUCUAAGAAAGAGAAGAGUGAAAAAAAACACAAACACAAACAUAAACACAAACACAAACACAGAGACAAAGACAGAGACAAAAACCAAAAAAAACAAGACGCUGCAGCAGCAGCAGCAGCAGCAACAGCAGCAGCAGCAGCAGCAGCAGCAGAUGCAGAAGAUGAAACCCUCGGUGGUUUUAUAGAAAGAGACGAAGAAGCUGCUGUGCACGAAGACCCCGAUGACAUCGUACCUGUUGAGGGGGGGAUAGACAGCGAUGUAAACCCUAAACCCUAA
Messenger RNA from Eimeria mitis, 1119 nucleotides. RefSeq lists its product as uncharacterized. The transcript has 3 exons. The record is from RefSeq and is a predicted model, not a curated record. Lineage: Eukaryota; Apicomplexa; Conoidasida; Eucoccidiorida; Eimeriidae. The coding region runs from base 1 to 1119 and encodes 372 amino acids.